Molecule: messenger RNA, 1741 nt
Organism: Urocitellus parryii (Arctic ground squirrel)
Lineage: Eukaryota; Metazoa; Chordata; Mammalia; Rodentia; Sciuridae
Gene: Nptx1
Product: neuronal pentraxin 1
Biological process (GO): axonogenesis involved in innervation
Source: RefSeq, a predicted model, not a curated record
GGCGUGGAGCGUGCGGCCCAGGAACUCGGCUCCCAGAGCGCGGGCCGCCCGAGGAGCGACAGCCGGAGCCCGGUCYCAGCCGGAGCCCAGCCCCACCCGAGCCGAAACGGGUCCGGCGCUCCAGGUGCCCGCAGCCAUGCUGGCCCGCCGCGCCGCGCGCACCUGUGCGCUGCUCGCUCUUUGCCUCCUGGGCAGUGGGGCCCAGGAUUUUGGGCCGACGCGCUUCAUCUGCACCUCGGUGCCGGUGGACGCCGACAUGUGCGCCGCGUCCGUGGCCGCUGGCGGCGCGGAGGAGCUCCGGAGCAAUGUGCUGCAGCUUCGCGAGACCGUGCUGCAGCAGAAGGAGACUAUCCUUAGCCAGAAGGAGACCAUCCGCGAACUGACCACCAAGCUGGGCCGCUGCGAGAGUCAGAGCACACUGGACUCCGGUCCCGGCGAGGCCAGGGCGGGCGGCGGCCGCAAGCAGCCCGGCUCGGGCAAGAACACCAUGGGCGACCUGUCCCGGACGCCGGCCGCGGAGACGCUUAGCCAACUCGGGCAAACUUUGCAGUCUCUCAAAACCCGCCUGGAGAACCUCGAGCAGUACAGCCGCCUCAAUUCCUCCAGCCAGACCAACAGCCUCAAGGAUCUGCUGCAGAGCAAGAUCGAUGACUUGGAGCGGCAGGUGCUAUCUCGGGUGAACACAUUGGAGGAAGGAAAGGGGGGGCCCAAGAACGACACCGAGGAAAGGGUCAAGAUCGAGAGCGCCCUGACCUCCCUGCACCAGCGGAUCAGCGAGCUGGAGAAAGGUCAAAAAGAUAACCGCCCUGGAGACAAGUUCCAGCUCACAUUCCCGCUGCGGACCAACUACAUGUACGCUAAGGUGAAGAAGAGCCUGCCUGAGAUGUACGCCUUCACCGUGUGCAUGUGGCUCAAGUCCAGCGCUGCGCCCGGCGUGGGCACGCCCUUCUCCUACGCUGUGCCCGGCCAGGCCAAUGAGCUCGUCCUCAUCGAGUGGGGCAACAACCCCAUGGAGAUCCUCAUCAAUGACAAGGUGGCCAAGCUGCCCUUUGUAAUCAAUGAUGGCAAGUGGCACCACAUCUGCGUCACCUGGACCACCCGGGACGGGGUCUGGGAAGCCUACCAGGACGGCACCCAGGGCGGCAAUGGCGAGAACCUGGCACCCUACCACCCCAUCAAGCCGCAGGGCGUGCUGGUGCUGGGCCAGGAGCAGGACACUCUGGGUGGCGGGUUUGAUGCCACACAAGCAUUUGUGGGUGAGCUGGCCCAUUUCAACAUCUGGGACCGCAAGCUGACCCCAGGGGAAGUAUACAACCUGGCCACCUGCAGCACCAAGGCCCUCUCUGGCAAUGUCAUCGCCUGGGCUGAGUCCCACAUUGAGAUCUUUGGCGGAGCCACCAAGUGGACAUUCGAGGCCUGUCGCCAGAUCAACUGACGGCUUUCGGCAGGGCUGAGCCCCGGCCCCACACCCACCUACCCUGCUUGUGCAGUGAUGAUCCAUCGUCUCUUCUUUCCCUUUCCCCAGGAAUGAAUCAAGGCCAUGGCCCCUGCACAUGCACACGCACACACACAUGCGCACACAGCCUGGUUUUGCCCUUCUCAUGCACAGGAAGCAGUCCCGGCUCUCCUCCAUUCCUAAGGAACCCCACUUCUCCCUAGGAGCCCCGACUGUUUCCCAGGCGUGCCCUACUCACAGUGAAAGAGGUGACAUCAGCAUUCUGGACAGUGCAGAAGUCGGUGA